Castor canadensis (American beaver) is the source of this 600-nucleotide messenger RNA. RefSeq names its product interferon lambda-2-like. Gene Ontology annotation, biological process: positive regulation of immune response; defense response to virus; cell surface receptor signaling pathway via JAK-STAT. The record is from RefSeq and is a predicted model, not a curated record. Lineage: Eukaryota; Metazoa; Chordata; Mammalia; Rodentia; Castoridae. Gene Ontology annotation, molecular function: cytokine activity.
AUGAAGCCAGACACGACUGGGGGCUGCAUUCUCAUCCUGACGCUGAUGGCCACGGUGCUCACCAGGACUUGGGCAGGUCCUGUCCCCAGGCUCCCCAGGAUCCUUCCGCAUGCACAGGACUGCCACCUGUCCCAGUUCAAGUCUCUGGCCCCACAAGAACUGCAGGCCUUUAAGAGAGCCAAGGAUGCCUUGGAAGUGAUGCUACUUAAGAAGGAUGUCAGGUGCCUCUCCCGCCUCUUCCCCAGGGCCUGGGAGCUGCAGCAGCUGCAGGUGUGGGAGCGCCCGAUGGCCUUGCAGGCUGAGCUGACUCUGACAAUGAACGUCCUGGGGAAUGUGACUGACCUGGCACCGGGGGACAUCCUGGACCAGCCGCUUCACACACUGCAUCACAUCCACUCCCAGCUCCAGAGCUGUGCCCUGGCUCAGCCCACAGCAGGCCCCAGGCCCCACAGCCGCCGCCUGUCCCACUGGCUGCACCGCCUCCAGGAGGCCGUGGAGAAGGAGUCCCCUGGCUGCCUCCAGGCCUCUGUCACCUUCAAUCUCUUCCGCCUCCUCACCCGGGACCUGAAGUGUGUCAGCAGAGGAGACCUGUGUGUGUGA